This is a messenger RNA of Phaethon lepturus (White-tailed tropicbird), 673 nucleotides long. RefSeq names its product interleukin-2 receptor subunit alpha-like. The record is from RefSeq and is a predicted model, not a curated record. The annotation marks the transcript as partial. Gene Ontology annotation, molecular function: interleukin-2 binding; interleukin-2 receptor activity. Gene Ontology annotation, biological process: inflammatory response. The transcript is spliced from 4 exons. Lineage: Eukaryota; Metazoa; Chordata; Aves; Phaethontiformes; Phaethontidae.
AUGAUCAUGUACAGCUUCGUGAAGAAAACGUUGGUAGCGUUUCAUGUUGCCCAUCUGCUGGGUGCAGAAAGAAAGGGCUCAACCGCCUGCUUUGGGCAGUGGGGGCAGGAGCAGGCGGAUAGGCCUGAAGAAUGCCCAGCUCUUCCAAGGAUUGACUUUGCUGAUGUUGUUGCUGAAUUGUAUCCACUGGGGACCAAACUGUAUUAUGAAUGUGAUGAUGGCUAUGCGAGAAGAAGUGGCCAGUACUCAGGAAUUCGGUGCCAGUGUAUACAGGGGGUUGCUUCUUGGGUCUACAGGGAAUUUGAAUGCAUUGAUGAGAAAAUUUUGUUGUCAACAGCUCCCAUGAUGGAGCUAGAUUUUACACAGAAGCCAGAGGGAAAAACACAGAGCUCUGCACCCCAGAGACGAGAAAACCUUUCAGAGUCUGACCAGAAAGAUUUUUGUGGUCCUCCCAAGACUAUUCCACAUGCCUCUUUAAGCCUGAACAAACGGUAUUACACGGGGCAAGUAUUACAUUUCAAAUGCCAGAGCGGUUUUGAUAAGCAACCCCCCACCUCUGGCACCCGCACAUGCAAGAAGGUGAAUGGCCAAAUCGUCUGGACCGCCCUUGACAUGCAAUGCACCAAUGACAGCAGCUAUAGCAACGAGUGGCUGCCACAGACUAUUGAGCCAG